Messenger RNA from Baudoinia panamericana UAMH 10762, 693 nucleotides. RefSeq lists its product as uncharacterized. The transcript has a single exon. The coding region runs from base 128 to 421 and encodes 97 amino acids. Lineage: Eukaryota; Fungi; Ascomycota; Dothideomycetes; Mycosphaerellales; Teratosphaeriaceae. The record is from RefSeq and is a predicted model, not a curated record.
UGAUGGUAUUGCGACUCACUGCGUUCACCACCGUUCACGGAGAUGCUGCGGUUAUUCUGGCCCGCCAGAUCAGGGCAUCACCAGCGCUUGGGCCGGUUCCUGCGCUUGCAGCGAAUCAUGCGAGUCAAUGCUGUGGGGGAGCAUUCACGGCACAGGCUUGACGAUCACCAUUCUACCGAAAAUAACAUCUACGGCUGCCUCUGUCUGCCUACAUACACGCGCGUUGUUGAGCAGAACCAAAUCGUCGCGUCGUAAGACCUCCUGUGAACAAUGGUCGCAUAGCACGAAUGACCUUAUGCUCUGCGAAGCCUGUUGUAGGCUCUCUGAACGGUCGAACUCUGCCCAAACACCGCUGGGAGCCAUGAGUGCGUGGCUAAAAGUCCGGAGCUCCCAUUGGCUGCAUGUAAGUGCGAGCCCGUAGUCAACUGUUCCAGCCGCCAGGAACACUGAACGAGCCUUCGAAUGUGCCCACUUUAGAGCACAUCAGCAUGGUAUGCGCCAGUAUCGGGCGACAAGCUACGUAUACAUGCAGUAGUCAAACCGGGGAUACCAGCCGCGUAGAAGAGCAAUAUAAACGCCGCUUAAUAGCUUCUUGCUUCCCGAUAGUCGGACACAUUCACGUUCCAAGCCCGUCUAGUGCGCCUCUAGCAUCGCACUCAGCACUACCAACACCUCCUGCGCCCUUCGUUGGAA